Molecule: messenger RNA, 828 nt
Organism: Brachypodium distachyon (stiff brome)
Lineage: Eukaryota; Viridiplantae; Streptophyta; Magnoliopsida; Poales; Poaceae
Product: auxin-responsive protein SAUR36
Exons: 1
Coding region: 35-571 (178 amino acids)
Biological process (GO): response to auxin
Source: RefSeq, a predicted model, not a curated record
AGCUCCUCCCCUUGCACCUGCGCCCUAUAAAUACAUGAUCAUGGCACAAACCAUCCCCACACACAAACUUACAUUUUUCUCUGAUAAUUUCUUCUCAGUGCCACAUUCCAUCUCUUUCCAAAUCGAAAAAGCAACCAUGAUGAGCUCCAAGAAACUAGCUCAACUUUCCAAGAAGUGGCAGGGAAUCAGUGCUAUCGGGCGAAGAAGGGUCGCAACAACAGAAAAGGAUAUCAACCCAUCCUGCAGCUCAGUUGCAGGCAAGGGCCACUUCGUGGUCUACUCUUCCGAUGGGAGGCGGUUUGAGAUCCCCUUAGCGUGCCUCCGCACGACGGUCUUCGAGGAGCUCCUGAGGAUGUCCCAGGAGGAGUUUGGGUUCACAAGUGAUGGGCGGAUCACACUGCCUUGUGAUACAACAAUGAUGGAGUAUGUGAUGUGUUUGCUUAGGAGAGAGGCCUCAGAAGAUGUUGAGAGGGCACUCCUCAGUUCCAUAACAAUGACUUGCCAGCACCCAAGCAGAAUGAUGCAACCACCCAGUGAACUUAACCAGCAAUUUGCUGUGUGGAGCUCCUGAGUCCUUCAGCUUCUUCCCUUUUUUUACCUUCCAUCUUUUUUUUUCCCGACUGUACUUUUGGAGCACACUCUUGUGCUACGUUUUUCCAAGGGUAUCUAAUCGUGGAUGCACAGAUGGAUGCAUGUAAAAAUAAUCACAUUGUGAUUAAAAAAAGAAGGAAGCAAGCUUAUGCCCGUUAUGCGGUUUGCACUGUAUUAGAGAUGCAACCAGAGAUCCAGUUUCAAUAAGAAGUGUGGCGAUGAAAUUCACAUGCUGAA